Porites evermanni is the source of this 31531-nucleotide messenger RNA. The record is from the annotation of a GenBank genome assembly. NCBI's taxonomy places the organism in Eukaryota, Metazoa, Cnidaria, Anthozoa, Scleractinia, Poritidae.
UCGACCACCAGUAUCAGAGCCUUCGCCGAUCGAAAUCUACCAGGCGUUGCAGUUCUCCCAGAAUGCCUUUGUGUCCAAAAGCCACGUGCCACGCGCGAAGGAAAGCUGCGGCCAUCUUGCUUUUUGGUCUUGUUUGCACUUUCUUGUUUCUUCGGCGAAAUGGCCGGAGACGGUGCAGUAGACAUCGAUUUGUACGCUCAAGUAGAUGAAUUUGAGCCCGACGUUACUGGCCAGGUAAUAUUUUGGUCAUUAUAGUCAUGUCAAAGAGAGAAUCUGUUUGCUUUUAACUGUACUGCAGUAAGAAUAUUGAAACUUGACCUGUUUGUCGUCGUUGCUAGAAAUAUUGCUGUGUUGUGGCGUUUAUGUUACGUUAGCAAUAUCCAAAGACUUACUUAGAAGUCUAUAAAGGGCCUUGUUUUUCCUUCCCAAAUGCAGUAUUUACUAAGCUGUAAGCAACAUAUCGAUGAGCGUGCAUUACUGAAUGCAGUAGAAAGCUAAGAGAAUUGAAAAGAGUCUUGGAUUGUACUGUUCUGACUCUGUGCGAAAAGUCGCAAACUUGAUGGCAAGGUAGAGAAAUAAAUUCAGUAUACUGAAUGCGUAACAUAAAGCCUUCGGAACAAGAUUACAAGGCCCUAUUGUAAGGUCUUAAACAAAAGUGGCUAGUCAUAAAGAGUGUUUUUAGAACGAGAAAGGUUUUUAGUCAUAUAAGUGUAAGACAAACAUAAGAGAGACAUACAAGGGCUUAACUGCAGAAUACCCAGCGAUUUCGAAGCCAUACUCAUAUAACAGUGGCUACAUGGCUACGGGGCUACCUAGAAUACCCGGCCACUUCAAAGCUAUUACCCCUCACGUAGCCAUGUAGCCACAUACCCCAGGGGUUUGGUUUUGGGUUAUGGUUGGGGUUAGGGUUAGUGUUGGGGUAAGCGUCAGUGUUAGGGUUAGCUGCGUAACCACGUUGAAGCAUAGCCCCUUGCCCCGUAGCCACCAAGCUGCGAAGCCGCGUAGCCAUUCUUAUAGGAGUAUAUCUUCGAAAUGGCCGGGUAUUCUGCAGUUACUCCCAUUAAAGUUUAACUUUUAAUGAACAAGUAAAGUUAUAUAUUUUAUUGGCUCAGUGGCUUGUCAGUCAAGGUUAGGGUCUCAAAAAACAAGAUAGCUAUAUAUUUUAGUGACUGAGCUGCUCGUUGGCUUGUCAAUGACUGGCGAGCCUCCUAGCCAUCCCAACAAAUACAUACCUAGAAAAUUGGCCCUGUAUUCUGUAGUUAUGCCCCUUCUGGUCUUUCUAUUAUAGCAUCAUAUGGCUGAAGGGUUGGAUCUAUAUGAUGAUGUACUAACCACAGGAGCAGAAAUGCCAGUGGGACCUGAAGAUGAAGUAUUGCAAGUACAGGUAAGAACACAGUCUGACAAAGAUGUAACCUGCAGAAACAUUUGUUGUUUCUGAACUUGUCUAAUAAUAAUAAUUUACGAAAAAUGAAAAACAGGAAUGAUAAACAGUCUUUAAUGUACAUUUACUCAUUUGGGGGAGAUAAAUUUACACAAACACUGCCAAGUUAUGGUCUUCCAGGUAAGUAAAAAUACCUUAACUGGCCUUCAUUUCAAAUGAAUGUAAUACAGGGAUGCACCUAAGGAAAAGCCAUGCAGGCCUCUAUAUUAUUCAAGCCAGCUUCUUUACACAACUGCACCUUCAAAAUUAUGUACAACAAAAGAAACAAUACAACCAAACAAUAAAGCCCCCGGGAGAACUCUGUUGUUUGGUUUCUUUGUUACUUUUGUGAUGAUGGUACCUGCAGAAAGACCCAAAAUUACCCCAUGUCCCUGCUUUCCAGAGUCAUUUGAGUCAGUGGUAAGGUCUUUUUCAGCUGGUGAAAUUAGCCUGCCGCGUCCUCUUAGCAACAUCCCUGGUAAUAUGAAUCAAACUUGUAAUACAUUGUUUGACGCGACAUCCAGACACUGAGAAGGGGAUUGAAAAAUGAGGCAAGCCAAGAUUUGUAACGCUGAGUUUGAGGUUUCUGGAUGUCCAAUGAAACACUGAGUGGUGUGUUUGAUAUAGCAUCAAGACUGACAAACAAUUUUUGAAGAAUGGAAAGGUAAAGUUCACAAAAUUUUAAGGAAUUAUCCAAACUUCUGUCAUGGUAGUGAUCAUCCUUUGUUUCUUUUCAUGAAUUAUUGAUGAGUUUUAGAUAGUACUAUGAAACACAGUAGGUCUUAGUACAUACCUUACCUUGGCUUACUGCAAACUGACUCAACACACCACAGAAAUGACGUGAUUGUUAAGCAAUUUGUNUAAGGAAUUAUCCAAACUUCUGUCAUGGUAGUGAUCAUCCUUUGUUUCUUUUCAUGAAUUAUUGAUGAGUUUUAGAUAGUACUAUGAAACACAGUAGGUCUUAGUACAUACCUUACCUUGGCUUACUGCAAACUGACUCAACACACCACAGAAAUGACGUGAUUGUUAAGCAAUUUGUUAUACUUCAGAUUUCCUUUGCUUUUGCGUCAUGAAUCAUUGUUGAGUUUGAGAUAAUACUAUGAAACACAGAAGAUCUUUUGUAUGUAUCUUGCCUCGGCUUACUGCAAACUGACACAACACAUGCACUGUAUCAUGAAUUGUCAGAUGUUAGAACCUAUGUCUUCAACAGAACUGGGCGUCAAAAGCUGUCAAUGGCCAGGGUGUUCAUUAGGCAUUGGAGAUUGAAGAAUUCCCCGUUUACUAUGCAUAAUUCUACGGCAAAUGUUUAUUCACCUAUCAUUGACUAUUUUAUAUUCAGAUCUGGAACAUCUGUCGAAAUAUUCUCCUGUAACAUUACACCUUUCUCCUGCUACUGGAAUUUUUUUUGAAAAACCGUGAAUGUUAUUUUAAAAAAACAAGUCAGCAACAAUUUCCAUUGUCUAUACUCUUAUCAACCAUAAGUUUGAGUUUCCUACUUUUGAUGCCCACUAGUGUUUUUGUUUGGUCUGUGCAUUUACCAUUGUAAUAGCACAACUGCCAUAGUCCAUUGUCAAGAGAAAGCAUAAUAGUUGAUGGAACCAUUCUUGGGUUGACUUCAUUUGAAAUUUCUUUUUUUUUCAGUAUGGGGAGGAAGUUACUGGUGAAGUUUUACCUGAACAUGAGACAGCCCAGUCAGGUAUUGACACUAAGAAAUAAUUUAUUUGUCAUUAUUAUUUUCUGUCCAGGGACCCACCUGAUUUCUUUUCAGGCUCGCAGGUAUGAAAUCAGAGUCUAUAAGAAGGUGGUGUGGUUUUUAAUAAAAGAUAUUAUUGUGAACAAAAUGUUAAUUUUAUAGGUUUGUGUCUUUAUAGUUUUCAGACACAUCAUACCAAGAUUCUCUGAUUGUUUCAUGGCAAAUAUUUUUUGUCUUUAAUUGUUGGAUAAACAAGUGUUUUCAUGUUACGUUUAUUUAAUUUAUUACUUAUUUUAUUUAUGUAGGUAUUUACUUAUUUAUUUAAUAUUACUUUUUGCAUCCUCUGUCACUACAUUAUUAUUUGUUUAUGUUUGUCAAAAGAUGUUAUAAUCACAAUAUAGUCUGUUGUAGUCAUCACAUGACAGAGCUUUAAUACUCUCUUUGUUGAAGGAGCAUACGAGUACAAGUCUUAUACAACAGUCCAUCCCAAAUCUGCUGCAGCCAGAUCUUCAAACACUUAUUAUGAAAGAAACAAAGGAAAACCUUUGUACGUGGGCAACUUGACAUGGGUAAGUUUACACAACACCAGUACUUCCCCAUAUCAGUUUGUUUUGUAAGGGAGCCCAGUGCUCUGAAACUGUGAAAUUCAGAAUACCCAGCUUGUAUUCUUUUUUAUGAAAAGCUGAGAUUCCCUAGUCACCAAAGAGCAAAGGUAAGGUGCCAGAGGCCACCAAGCACUGCUGGAACACAGCCCUGAACUAUUGAGGCUUGAGUCCUGAACUUGGCAUCAUUUUAUCAAAUCAGCCUUCAAUUUUUAAGUCAGAAGUCUGAGUUUAUGACCAAACUAAUGGCCACAACAAGUUCUAAACAACUGAAGAGUUCCAUAACGGUGGGUUUUACUUGUGUUCAUCUAAUCUGUGAACUCUUUGUACAUGCACCAAAACACAUGCUGCUUGACAUUCAACUGUUCGGUUAUCAGAUUCCACUCCUUUUGAGGGAAGAAGAUGUGAUUUUUGUCUUUUAAUGUGGUGUAGCAGGCUUUUUUCGUGUCUUCAACCCCUUAAAUGAGGGAGGUAUUGUUCAUUGCAUUUGCUACUUCUUUUCUAUCCAAGUGAAGUAAUCAAGUUAAUAAUAUCAUUACUUUGCGUUAUCGCUUAUGUCUUUUAGUGGACAAAUGAUCAAGAACUGACAGAAGCCCUUCAAGAGUGCGGUGUAACAGACCUGAUAAAUAUCAAGUUCUUUGAGAACAGAACCAAUGGCCAAUCUAAAGGGUGAGUUGAAAUGGCAGAAAGUAUUUAUUGUUAAACUUAAGUAAUAACAUUCGGUGUGGUUAAGACCAUCUUCAACCAUUAAUUUUGUGUUCUUUGCAUCAAUGUUCUUUUAGUUUUAUGCUCAUGAAUUAAUCAUAUGUUAUGUGCUACUUAUUUAAGGACAUGAGACAAUACAUAAUUUCAACUUUUUCUGAGUUUUUGUUUGUGAAAGUGAUCGACUGGUAAGAUUGACUAACAGAGUUUGUGGUCUUUCAUGAUAAAUUUUGCAUCACUUCUUUGAUUGCCGUGUAGUACUUUCAAUAGCAUUGCCUCUGUGUCAAUGCUGAAAACCCUUCUGAUAUAACCCUUUUGUGUUUUCAGCCAAUCCUGCUGUUUGAGUUUAGAUACAAUGCACUCUUUGGUUUACCCACUUAACCAAAAGAAAAUAUCAUGAGCUUUAUAUUGUCUAAAUUAGCUCAAGCUGUUAUUAUUAGUUACAAUUAACGAAAUUUCUCAGUCCUUCACUGCCCACCAUUUUUUUAGUAAUCUGCUAUCUACACAAAACAUUUAUUUUGGCUUUUUCUACAUCCCUAUGUAUGCUUUUCAGGAAGCAUCAAUGCAGACUACUUUUACUGACUCUGUGUUACUGUACUCACAGCUUAUUCAGCUAUUGAGUGACAAUGGAUAGCAGUGGGUACUGGGAUGGUAUCAUUCAAGGAAGAAUACACCCAACUUACACCAGAGAAUUAUUUAGCUGCNUAUAACCCUUUUGUGUUUUCAGCCAAUCCUGCUGUUUGAGUUUAGAUACAAUGCACUCUUUGGUUUACCCACUUAACCAAAAGAAAAUAUCAUGAGCUUUAUAUUGUCUAAAUUAGCUCAAGCUGUUAUUAUUAGUUACAAUUAACGAAAUUUCUCAGUCCUUCACUGCCCACCAUUUUUUUAGUAAUCUGCUAUCUACACAAAACAUUUAUUUUGGCUUUUUCUACAUCCCUAUGUAUGCUUUUCAGGAAGCAUCAAUGCAGACUACUUUUACUGACUCUGUGUUACUGUACUCACAGCUUAUUCAGCUAUUGAGUGACAAUGGAUAGCAGUGGGUACUGGGAUGGUAUCAUUCAAGGAAGAAUACACCCAACUUACACCAGAGAAUUAUUUAGCUGCCGUGAAUAUCAUUCACAAAAAAAUUGCAUUUUGUAUUUGAUUUUCAUCUCGUCAAAAAAAGGCCUCAUCAAAUUUGUAAAUUAGAGAGAAGCAUACCGAUUCCACAUAAAAUUUGUAAAGACAGAAAUCGUAAUAAUGUAUUAUAACAAUAGAGUAUAAAAUGACUUGCAAUUGGCAGAAAAAAUAUUUUUGUUUACCCUCUAUUUAAACUGAUACAUUGUGUAAAUAUACAGUAUUUUAAUUUGAAUGUAUUUAUUUUGUACACUAAAGGACAUUGUGCAGAUGUAUUUUUUUAUGAAACGCAAUCAACAAAAGUUAUAUAAAAAUAUAUAAUACUUAUUAUUUUGCUAAUUUAUUUGAAAAGAAUUCAGAAUAAUUAUUGUAUACUGUAAGUAACCACUGUAAUCAAUAACUUCUGUCAAACUGUAUUUAGGAAUUACAUGUAUUUAGUACUUUAUGCACAUGACCUGUUGCGCAGGUUGUACAUGUAAUUCUUGUCUACUUGCUAUGGUAAUUAUGAGGUCUGGGGUUUGGCCGCUAUGUUUGUAUCUGUUUCUUAGCUACAUGUACCUCUGGUGGAAAACUUGAAGUAUUUGUCUUUGUAAUUUAAGUGUAAAAUGAAAAUAAAUAUACUGCACUUGCAGUCAUGAAUCUGUUUUUUUUUUCAUAUUACAAGAAGCCUUGUUUUCUUGUUUUGGUAUAUUUCCUUCCCACUAAGCUCUGUUGGUACGUUUGAAUUCACUGACUGACACCUAUCUUAACUUAAAGAAAGUUUCUUUUUUUUUCAUUGUUUGCCUGCAAUGGUUCUCAGCACAAUUACAUGAGCUACACAUGUACUGUAACUGAAUUUCUUAAAUUUUAUCUUAGCCAGCCCUAAUGUUGCUACUUCCUAAUUUAUGAAAGAUGGCACCCUGUUUUUGAAGUGUUAUUUGUUUAUUUUUUUUUUACCCUAUAAUGAAAAAAAGGUUAUCUUUAUUUCAAGAGGGUUGCACAUUUAUGAGAUCUUCUCCUACAUUUUGUCUCAGGAGAUCUUUGAAAAACUUUCUCAUAAUAUGAAAAUUUUGGCCCUCUCUGUUUUUUCCUGUGGAGACAACAAGAUCAGUUGCAUGUAAGGUCAUUAAGAGACAGUUGUUCAAUCACCUUUAUUAGAAGGUUUUAUUGAAUGUGACUGUCGGUUGUGGAGUGUGUUGUUUUCAUUGUGUACUUUUUACUGUAUUUUGUUGUCAAUUUUUUUAAAUCUCCUAAACAAAGAAUGCUGGCAUUUGCCAAAGGGCUUGGCUUUCACAAGUGAGUAUGAUUGAGUAGCAUUGAGUCGUAGGCGAUGAUUGGAGCAUGCAUUACAUUGUGGUAAUGCAUGUACCAUCAUUUUAGAACUUGUAUGUGUCAUCUCAUUCCAACCUUAAGAUCUCAAUUAUUAGAUGUAUUCAUGUAAAAUAUUUCCAGUGCUCUCGUAGCUCUUGGCAGCUGCCAAAGGGGUUUGUAUGGACCCAGAGGCAUAAAAUCAAUAUAUGCAAAAUCCUGUUCAUAAAACAUUAAAGAGAGAGUUUUGUUUAUCCAUAAAGGAUUAAGUACAGAAAUAACCUGUUCUGGUCCUUGUAAAAUGAAACCAGAAAUGAGAAAAGGUGAUUUAAAUUAGUGUUUCACAAUGUAGGAUCUUAUGGAUGCAGUACACGGUAAGUUGGAAAACUGGAGCUGACACGACAGAAAAGCAACCUAUUAACCACUCACAUAUAGGGAUGAAUUUUCCCAUAUUUGCCACAAUAUUGUUAUAAACUGUAAUUAUUGUAACUUUUUUCCUUCCACUUAGAUUUGCUAUGAUUGAGCUUGGUUCAGAAACAUCAUGCCAACUUGUCACAGAAAAAUUACCAAAAAUGUAAGUUAGUCUGCAGGGUGCAAAGAAGGUCAGUUUUACAGCCUGCCGUUCGGGCAAGCUGUAGCUAGCAUGUACUAGCCCACAAAGUCAUUUCAACUAGCCCCAAAAUCCUUUUUGAUUAGCAGAAUUGAUUACAAUCCUUCUGUAACUUGAAUUUCCCCAAAGAACAGUACUUGCCCAUUGGGCAAGUUAAGAACAAAACUCACUAACCCGAUAGCAAAAUCCACUAGCUCCGGUUUAUCAGACACUACUUUCUUUACGCACUGGUUUGAAAGUGAAGGUAAAAUUAGAGAAAAGUCUUAGAUAGUUCUGCUACUUUGGUUGUGUUCCGCCCUUGGUUAUCCUGUGCAAGAAACACAUUGAUCUAGCCUUGUUUCGGGGGGAGGAAAGGGGGCUGGAACUCUAGGAGAAAAGGGGGUGGGAGGGGUACUGGAGAGCAGGAAAGGAUUUCACAGGUUCAGAGCACUGGGCUCCCUGUAAUUUUUCUUAGGGCACAGUCUUGCCAAGGGUAUACACAAUGGUUUUUCUCUUACAUUUACGUGCAGCAAAGCAGGGCAGGGACCUUUUAGUGAGACCAGAGGUCUGAAAUUUGAGUGGUCAAUCCAUAGCUUUUAUCCACAAAAUCAAAGGAUUAUAAUAAAUCAAUUAAAUAGAUUAUUAUGUAUCUUGCUUAAUUAUUGACUCUUAGAAUGAAUGAGUUACAGGAAGUGACUUGGAGUUAAUUCAUAGGUUUUACUAAAAUUAUCUACAACUGUAUUUUAUUUCACACUUGUUGUUUUUCCCUGUUUUCAUAGGGAGAUUCAUUCACAGUUUCCAGUAGUUACUCCAGCAACAAAACAGUUCUUACAGCAGUUUGAAGCACAGUCGAGAAAAAGUAAGGGUGUUGUCAUUUUUUUUCCUAAUAAAUAUUGAUUUUUACUGCUAGUGUGAAGGAAUUAAACUAAAAAAAAGAAAAGAUGGCUUCUUGUAAUAUUAAAAAAAAAAACAUAUUCAUGACGGCAAGUGCAGUAUAUUUAUUUUCAUUUUACAGUUAUAUUACAAAGAAUAAUACUUGAAGUAUUUGUCUUUGUAAUUUAAGUGUAAAAUGAAAAUAAAUAUACUGCACUUGCAGUCAUGAAUCUGUUUUUUUUUUUAAUAUUACAAGAAGCCUUCUUUUCUUGUUUUUGGUAUAUUUCCUUCCCACUAAGCUCUGUUGGUACUUUUGAAUUCACUGACUGACACCUAUCUUAAGUUACAGAAAGGUUCUUUGUUUUUUCAUUGUUUGCCUGCAAUGGUUCUCAGCACAAUUACAUGAGCUACACAUGUACUGUAACUGAAUUUCUAAAAUUUCAUCUUAGCCAACCCUAAUGUUGCUACUUCCUAAUUUUUGAAAGAUGGCACCCUGUUUUUGAAGUAUUAUUUGUUCAUUUUUUUUUUUACCCUAUAAUAAAAAAAUGGUUAUCUUUAUUUCAAGAGGGUUGCACAUUUAUGAGAUCUUCUCCUACAUUUUGUCACAGGAGAUCUUUGAAAAACUUUCUCAUAUGUAAAUAUUUUGCCCUCUCUGUUUUUAUCUGUUGAGACAACGAGAUCAGUUGCAUGUAAGGUCAUUAAGAGACAGUUGUUCAAUCACCUUUAUUAGAAGGUUUUACUGCAUUUGACUGUCGGUUGGGGAAUGCGUUAUUUUUAUUGUGUACUUUUUACUGUAUUUGUUGUCAAUUUUUUAUAAAUCUCCUAAACAAAGAAUGCUGGCAUUUGCCAAAGGGCUUGGCUUUCACAAGUGAGUAUGAUAUUAGCAAUGAGUCAUAGGCGAUGAUUGGAGCAUGCAUUACAUUGUGGUAAUGCAUGUACCAUCAUUUUAGAACUUGUAUGCGUCAUCUCAUUCCAACCUUAAGAUCUCAAUUAUUAGAUGUAUUCAUGUAAAAUAUUUCCAGUGCUCUCGUAGCUCUUAGCAGCUGCCAAAGAGGUUUGUAUGGACCCAGAGGCAUAAAAUCAAUAUAAUUAUGUGAAUUCCUGUCCACUAAACAAAAAAGAGAGAGCUUUGUUUAUCCAUAAGAGAUUAAGUACAGAAGUAACCUGUUCUUGCCCUUGUAAAAUGAAACCAGAAAUGACAAAAAGUGAUUUAAAUUAGUGUUGUACAAUGUAGGUUCUUAUGGAUGCAGUAAACGGUAAGUUGGAAAAUUGGAGUUGACACGACAGAAAAGCAACCUAUUAACCACUCACAUAUAGGGAUGAAUUUUCCAAUAUUUGCCACAAUAUUGUUAUAAACUGUAAUUAUUGCAACUUUUUUCCUUCCGUUUAGAUUUGCUAUGAUUGAGCUUGGUUCAGAAACAUCAUGCCAACUUGUCACAGAAAAAUUACCAAAAAUGUAAGUUAGUCUGCAGGGUGCAAAGAAUGUCAGUUUUACAGCCUGCCAUUUGGGCAAGCUGUAGCUAGCAUGUACUAGUCCACAAGUCAUUUCAACUAGCCCCAAAACCCUUUUUGAUUAGCAGAAUUGAUUACAAUCCUUCUAUAACUUGAAUUUCCCCAAAAAACAGUACUUGCCCAUUGGGCAAGUUAAGAACAAAACUCACUAGCCCGAUAGCAAAAUCCACUAGCUCCGGACUAUCAGACACUACUUUCUUUACGCACUGGUUUGAAAGUGAAGGUAAAAUAAGAGAAAAGUCUUGGAUAGUUCUGCUGCUUUGGUUGUGUUCCACCCUUGGUUAUCCUGUGCAAGAAACACAUUGAUCUAGCGUUGUUUUGGGGGGAGGAAAGGGGGCUGCAACUCUAGGAGAAAAGGGGGUGGGAGGGGUAGUGGAGAGCAGGAAAGGAUUUCACAGGUUCAGAGCACUGGGCUCCCUGUAAUUUUUCUUAGGGCACAGUCUUACCAAGGGUGUACACAAUGGUUUUUCUCUUUCAUUUACGUGCAGCAAAGCAGGGCAGGGACCUUUUAGUGAGACCAGAGGUCUGAAAUUUGAGUGGUCAAUCCAUAGCUUUUAUCCACAAAAUCAAAGGAUUAUAAUAAAUCAAUUAAAUAGAUUAUUAUAUAUCUUACUUAAUUAUUGACUCUUAGAAUGAAUGAGUUACAGGAAGUGACUUGGAGUUAAUUCAUAGGUUUUACUAAAAUUAUCUACAACUGUAUUUUAUUUCACACUUGUUAUUUUUCCCUGUUUCCGUAGGGAGAUUCAUUCACAGUUUCCAGUAGUUACUCCAGCAACAAAACAGUUCUUACAGCAGUUUGAAGCACAGUCGAGAAAAAGUAAGGGUGUUGUCAUUUUUUUUCCUAAUAAAUAUUGAUUUUUACUGCUGAAGGCUAUCUAAGAAUUACUUUUUUUUCAAAACUUAGCCAAGAGACACACUGUUAAUUUUGAGAUGCAUACGAACAUUAGGAAACUUUCCUUUUGGAAAAUGCUUUGUUUAAACCAGUGGUGUGUAACAUUCCUCAACAUAAGUCUCCAGUAACUCAAUGUUUAGAGUUUCGUCAAACAAGUACUUGGAAGCUCGUGGGCUGGACAUUUUGAGGGCAUAGAGAAUUUUUUUUUUUGGUUAUGUGGGGAUCCUGAAGUUGCAUCUAACUCAGUGGUUUGUCCCAGCUACCCAGGAUAAGAAACCACACUCGGUGAAAAAGAUUCUGUGGUUACAACACAAACUAUGCCAAAUUUUGCUUGAACAAUACCUGUAGAUUGACAUUUUUUUCUCGCAUUUGCUUCAAAUGGAAAUUCACUUUCAUUUUCUUGCUUAGCUGAUCAAAUCCGCGUAUUGUCUUGCAAUUGAAAAAAUUAAUGAUUGACAUUGAAGUAGUUAAAAUGCUACCAAUCAUCUUAUACAAUCAAUGUUAAGGUACUAACCGAAAAAAUAAUAAACAUUGAUUGACACACACACAGGACUUGAGAGCAUUUUGUAAGAAAAUUAAUGAUAAGUUUGUUGGUAAUUUUUCAGAUAACCCUGGGGCUCCUGGAGGAGGUCAUGCUGAACAUGAAGGCCCAGGAUACCAACAAGGUGGAGGCAGGGGAUUUGGAUAUAACCGCGGAGGGUUCAGAGGGCGUGGUGGAUUCCCUGUCCGUCCUGGAAUGGGCCGUGGGUUUGAUCAUGGACCACCUCCUGGAGAUAUGGGACAUGGAGGGCCCUGGAUGGGUAAGGAGACCAUCAAUAAUUUGUGUAACAAUGAAGAAAUGUCUGUAAAAACUAUUUUGCUUUCUGCGAAGAAAGGCUUUUUAAAAGCAUGUUGGCCAAGUUCUAAGGUAAAGCUUUCUUUUAAUUGACUGGGACCAGUUUUACAAAAGGUAGAUAUACUAUCCACUUGAUAAAUCUUUAUCCAAUGGAUAGCUCAGUUGGUUUCCCUAAAACUGCUGGAUAGUGAUUUAUCUGCUGGAUAGCACUAUCCACCAAUUGAACAACCCUCAGCCUGAUGUGUAACUUGCAAGCUCUGUUUAUAUUAAGUCUCAAAUGUUUUUGGAAGCAGUUUCAAAGUUAAGUACAUACCGUAUAUGACCUAAUAAACACUCACUUCCAAAUAAAUGCCUCUUAUCUAAUUAAUGCCCCCGCUACGCUGUUAAAAUUCUAUUAAAUGCCCCUCUCUAAUGGACGCCCCAUCUGAUAGAUGCCCCCUUUGAGAAUUACUCCAAAGUACUAGGAAUAAGAAAAAGGAGCAAAAUCAUUUCAAUUCAUUCAGUUUCUUGCUUGAUUAACAAGACUUUGCAUAUUUUAUUUUAUUCAAUCUCAAGUUCAAAGUAGACUAACACUGGCAACACAAUAACCCUGAGCAAGGAUUCUGAUCACUGUUGAGAUUUGAAAGAGCAAUAUAGAUCUGUAGAUGGCCUAGACAUAUCAAUUGAUUGGUGGAAUGGAUAUUCCGCUAUUUUUAAACCCUUGUAAUUUUUUUACCAAAUGCAUAUUAGUUUUAUUGAACUUGUGUUACAGCUAUGAGAAUAAACACCUCUCUCUUUUAAAUGCGUCCUAUCUAUUUAAUGCCCCUGCUUGGAACCCUAAAAUUGAAUAGACGCCCCGGGCGUUUAUCAGGUCAUUUAUGAUAAUGUAACAAGGGACAGAUUAAAGGCAUUUUGUUCAAUUCAGCACUUGUUUUUUCUCAUCCUUCAGGUCCUGGACAUAUGGGAAUGCCUAGACAUCCCCCACCUGGGAUCCCGCCAUAUGCUGAACACCCACCUCCAUACUACCCCAUGGUACACCCACCCCAUGGCGACAAACCUCCUGGCCCCAUGCCACCUCAAAUGCAUGUACCACCGGUAAGAACACUAAGAAUGCACCCUAAUAAAUAAAAAGAAGAAUUUGGUAUUUGAUCGGGAGUCACUUGGGGCCUUAUUCCACAACAAACCCAUUAAUAAUAGAAGUUUCCAUGGUUUUUUCAACUAUUGACUAGGACCAGUUAGUGAAAAUCCGUCAAUACAGCUGUAAAGAACGCCUUAAAAUCAGUGUAGUUGCCAAGUUUGAAAGUGAUUUGUGGAAAACUAACUGAGAUAUAGCUCUGCAAAGUUGUGAAAUUUUAUUUGUAUGGUGGGGGGCGAAUUAGUGUCCUCCACGAUACAAAUAUCUGUAAAAUGUCAUGGCUUUGCGGAGCAAUAUCUUUUCUCUCUUCAGACUUACAACCUUUAAAGUUGGUAAGUCACUUCAUUUUAAGACCCUCUUUCCGGCAGUGUCAAUGGAUAUUCACUUAAUGCUCUUUAUCAAAAGUUGAAAAAUUAAAACAUGGAAGGGUCUAUUAUUACUACCUAGUAUGGUUGUAAUAUCAUUUCUGUUUUACAUGUACUGACCCCCGUUUUAGAAUAUGAUCUUAUGAUGUCGGUGCCAAUGCAUUUUGUAGUCAAGUAUAUAAUUGUAUUGUGGAUCUUCCCAUCUCAAAGUUUUUAUCUUCUAUAGGUCACAUGGCUUUAGUGUAUCUUCGUAUUGAAGUUAAUUAUUUAGUCCACUGCUUGAUUUCAAGAUAAGAUGGUUUUGAUCUUACGUAGUGUUCCUAAAUGCGGAGAAUACAACUAUAAAGCUCACGAGAAUCACCAUACUUGCAUGUAUGUGUUUCAGGUCAAAUUUGAUUUCAGGUUAAAUUUUUUUAACCCAGAUUGAUUCUCAAUUUUCUUUGUCUCCUAGCCCUAAUUAUUCAUGAAUUAGGGCCCGGAAACAAAGGGAAUGAGAUUCAACCUAGGUUAAAUCAAAAUAAUAAACCUGAAAUCAAAUUUCACCUGUUACAUGUAUAUUACCUUACACUGAUUUUCUAGGUUUUAUAAAAAUUAUGCUAUAAAAAUUUUUGAUUUUUACUUUUUACAAUGUACUAAGUGUAGAAUCAUUAAAUGUCUUCUCUGUUACUUUGUAUAUGAUUUUGUUGUUGUUGUUGUUGUUGUUUAAUUUAGCAACCCCCACCACCAGGAGCAGGUCCCAUGCCUGAUCACAGGGCUCCAGGUACUUUUAGUCUUUCUCUUUUUGUUUGUUAAUGAAGCUACAAUCAAAAUUGUUGAAACACUGUCCUUAGCCUGUGUAGCAAGCAUUUUUGUGUGGUUUCGGAGCAAAGAAUGAGGAACUAGAGUCAAAGACUGGCACUCUUGUUCCAUUUUUGCGCAGCCAAACCUGAAACAGCACUGCCGAAUUGGUCUUAAGUGUGCCUGUUUUGGGUCCACCACUGCCAAGCCGGAUUUGUUGUAAGGUUAAUCUUUCCUAAAUUUCAUUAGCCAAAUUUAUUUUCUACUUUGUUGCACAUCAGAAACUGAGGGUAACAUUUAAUCUCUUUUAGGCAUGGUUCCACAUUUUCCCAAACCUCCUGUUGCACCACAUGUGAAUCCUGCAUUUUUCCCUGAAGGACCACCGGUAAGUUUCUCUCCAAACCAUGCAUGUGCAUACCACAUUAUUAUAGAUUAUUUCAGCUUCUCUAGAAGAAUAUCUAAGAUAUGCAAAGAACUGAAAAUAAAUUGGAGAACAAGUCUUUCAAUGUUAAUAUGCCUGUUACAACAAGCUUUUUAAAAAGGGGUUAUUGUAAGAUGGUUUUGCAUUCAGUUCUUUUAUAAUAUGAAUGCUGUGGUGUUGUAGCAGAGGGUAGUUAUCAAAUCAGUGAAAAAAAGCUUUGGUUGGUAUUUGUUUAUUGUGGCUUAAGCAGAAUCUUUAAAGCAAGAGAAGUACUACCAGCUGUGCCUGCACCUGAGUACUUCUUGCCACCAACCCAUAAUCCUUCUGCCUUUAUCUGAUUUUUAGCCGGAUGCGUUCCUAGCAGCUGGAGGUCCUAAUGCAAUGUCGCAGUUUAUGCCCAGACCUGCAGGUACUCAUCUGCAUUUAUCUAAAUAUCGAAUUAAUUGUUAGAGCAUCCAUUUGUAAAAUGUGGAAAAAUUCUGGGUCACUACAAAGUUUAUAAUACCUUUAAUUCUUUUGUAACUCCUUGAAAUGUCCCCGCAUUUCUCUGGAAAAAGGGAUGGCAUAUUCUCUCCCUGUGUUUUAAUGUUAGCCAACACUCAAAUAGUGCCAAAUCUUAUUAAAAUUACAGUUUGACGUGAAUAGACAAAUCUUGAUAUAUUAAAAUUCAUACUUGGCUAUGAGAAUAAAACAAAAUAAUGAAGUCAUCUUGAGGCUCAGCAAUGAAUAAUACGUUUCUUUUGUUUUAGUCCCCCAAGCCUCUGAGCCAAAUAUGAAUUUUAAAAUAUUGAAAUUGGUCAAUUGCAAAUACUUAUUCAUUGGGUAGUGUUUUAUCAGGAAGACUGAUAUUGAAAAGUUGGUCUCAGGUUAUUUGUGUCCAGUCUAGCGGUCCUUGUAACAAUAAUAGGCACCUUAAGAUUGUCCCUCUUAUGAUAACUUAUCAGGCCCUUAUUGUAUUCCUAAUUUAGUUCUAUUUAUGUGCUAGUCAGCAAUGGAAAAGAGUUAUAAUUUGGGGGAUACAGUAAAGAGGAGAAGUCAUUAUGUUACGUUUCCUUGGUAGCAAAAAUUUCUGGAUCUCAACAAACUGUUGAGAUCAAAAUGGCAGCCAUGUCCAUCAGUGUGCUCACAUAUUUCUUCACUGACAAGCCGAAAUCAAUUAAUCAGGGAGAAAACCACUAUAAUUCUAAACAUGUUGACUUAUUUGAAUAUUCUAAGUGGGAGUUUAAGAUUCCACUGUGGCGACGGCAACAGCAGCAAGAAUGACAAAAAAGCUGAAUAGGUUAAGAUUAUCAAAACAACAGCUUUGCACAUGCAGUGAAACUUUUUGUACAUUUGUUUGCAGUCAUUGCACUACUACGACUUGAUGAUGUGAAUUGCCAUCGUGUAAUUUCAUGUUUUAUCAACCAUGUGUGCAUGUGACGACGAAUUUCUUCAUCUCUUUUAAACUUGGAUAUUUUCUUAAGAAUUCAACUCCAAGAGAGUUCCCCUACAGCAUAAAACAAAGUGAGCAAGUUUAGAUAAUCGAUCUGAAGUUUUAUUGAACGCAAAGUCACUUUUUAGGUGACGUCAUUGCCGUCAUGGUGUGUUUUGUUGAGAUCCAGAAAUUUUGCUACCAUGUUAAUGCGACAUCACCCUUCUCUCUAUUGGCUGGAAAUUCCAAAGUCAUACUCUUACUUGAUUCCUACUCAUACUCAUAUCCAAAGGCCAGUGAUCAGUCCUUGCUGUUGGAGAGGUCUGUAGUGGGGUAGAAAAUUAGGGAAUAAAAAUGUUGGCUGUAUGGGAAAUUUUAGUUUCUGAUCCCGUCCCCCUCAUGCCCAUCUAUCCAGUCUUUAAGUCAGUAAUAAAUGCGAAGUGACGUUGGUAAAUUCAUUUCUAGAUGAAUACAGUGAGUCAAUGAAGAGAAAUCAGGUCCUUGCCAGUAGUGCUAUCAAGAGAGCUAUGGCUGAUGCUAAUGCUGGUAAGCUGCUAUUUUUAUCUUUCUUUUGAUCUCACCCUUUCACUUGUGAGUGUGCCCUAAUUUAAAAUAUCCUGAACUUUGCAUUGUAGCUACUGGGGAAAGAUAGUGUAAUAUUACCAUGUAGGUACUGCUAAAAGGGUUUUAUUUCAAUAGCUGUACCCAGGGCUGUUGUCCUAGGCUUGAUACUUUAACUUUAUGUCCCCAUGCUUACCUUGGGCGCCAGGGGCUUUUUGUCACUUGCUGCAAUUGAGUGUGGCAGACAUGCUUUGGGGUCAGUCAUAGGCCGACAUCUUCGACCAAAGGGCUAAGCCAAGAGCUGCAAAGCUGCAAGAGAAAAACUUUUUUGUGUAGGUUGCUAAUGUAAAGACCUGCCCGGAACUAAUAGUGUAUUUAAUGGUGUUUGUUUUCAGUUAUGUUCAUUUUAAUAUAUUUACGAUAUAUAUAAAUAACUUGUAUGUCAAUGCUGUGACCUCUACCUGACCACAUCUAUGUAAUGGGAAACGCGUAGAUGUAGAUGUUCUCUCUCUAGGUCUCGAGUGACAAGUCUGCCUGCAACACAGGCUACUACAAUUGACUCCAAGGGUGAAAGGGUUUUGUGUGUAGAUACAGUAACACAUCUUACUCUUCUUUUAACAACUAGGUGACUAUGAAAGUGGAAUAGAAACAUUAGUUGGAGCUAUCUCUCUUAUCAAACAGUCACCAACAGCUGUAGAGGAGAGAUGUCAGGUAAGGCACUUUGAAACAACUGAGUCAAAAUACCCAUUGUGUUCUGCUGAUUAUUUAAACGAUGAUUUUAAACUGCGGGCAGUCCUGCUGCCAAACUGAAAGGGACUGUUUGCAGAUUAGAAUGAUUUCGGACAGUGGAACCCCGCUGAAACCAUCACCAGUGGGUCAUAAAAAUUUGGCCGUAUUAACGGGGUGGCCGUAUUACUGGGGGAGGGUCAAAUUUCAUGACUUAAGCCGACCGGAAUGACAAAUACACCACACAUUGCAUUCGCACUUCUUGAACAACUGUUCUCUUUAAUAAACAACCGGAGUGAAGAUAUCGCGAACAGUAAUGGCAAAAACUACUUGAAACUUUUCUUUAGUACAUAAAACACUAUCAUUAAACCGCCACAAUUGCUUUUGAAGUGUACUUCAGUCUAAAGGCAAUACAAGAACAGGCUCAGCUGGCUAGAUCAGUGAAAUUGACACGUCACAGGCAUUUUAAUUUUCUAAAUUUGGCACAAGUGGCCUUAUUAUAAAAGAUUCUGCUGUUUGGAAUUUAAAAAUGUGGCCGUUGGCUGUAUUAACGGGUGACCGCAGUAACGAGGGUUUUUUUUAUAACAAAAUGUAUGACGACCGUUUUGCCGUUUAAACCAGGUGGCCGUAAGGCGGGGUUCCGCUGUACAUUACCAAAAAGGUCAAGGUUUUUUUUUCAAUGCUAGUUUUAUGUUAUUAGAGCGGUUUUCAUUUGUGUGUCGAAAAGUAAUUGGUUUUGCACUUUCUACACGAUGCGAUUGGCUUAAAAGAUUCGCGCCACCUUUUCAUCCAAUCAGAAGUAAAACCAAAGCCAAUUGUGACGCGCUCGCAUGCAUUUUCCCGCGCUUUGCGUCAGCCACAUGUAAUUACUUCGAGUUUUGAUUGGUUCAAUGUAUUGUCUGUGUCCUAUGUGAUUGGCCAGAGUAAUUACUUUGGUUUUGGUUUUACGACACUCAAACGAAAACCACUCUAUGAUAUCCUUUAGUCAGGUGGUAGGAGACUGUUCCUCCAUAGCUAAGUACUUCUGACCUACCACUGUCCAACAUCGUAGUCCUCAACUUUCUGCCUGCUAAUGAAGUAGCUCGCACUUUAUGAAGCUGUUAGGAAGCUUCCUUAAAAUGCUCAUGUGCUGUCCACAAAAUAAACUCUUCAAGAAAUAUAUCCAUCAUUUUUAAAUGGUCACUAUCUUGGACAAAACUACUUGACUUGAGAAAAUAACCCAGGCGUGGUAUUUGGCUUAAGACCUGUUCCCCUAAUUCAACGACUGAUUCACAGCCGACGCCUGGGUAACACUGACCAGAUGCAAAUGACAUUGAUUAGAGGAGAGGUAGGGUCAUUAACUGUUUUGGUCGUCUGUCUGUCUUUCCGUAGAAGCGUAAUUUUCUCAACAAUUUGAUGCAAGUUUUUAGAUAUUCCAGGUCGUGACCGUGAAGUAGUGACUGGAUGUAUUAUUUCUGUUCUAGGUACUUGUUCAGUCAUUGCAAGAUUGUCUUCAAGGACUUGAAGCACAGCUGCUUGAAAGAAGGUAAGUAUAUAUUGCUGAAUGUUUCUUUAGCUUUAACUAUCAAAAAUUUUAAUAUUUUGUUGAAUAGCUAACAUGUGGCUACCAAAGGGAAUGUUUAAUAUUCUAGGUCAAUUAAACGUUAGGAAGUUUUGUUCCGAAUCAGGGAAAAAUUGUUUUUUUGAAGAGGUUUUUUUCUUUAUCCAUUUCAGAUCGAUAGGAAGUAAACAUCAUUACAGUGAGAAGGACGACUUUGAAGGGGAAACCAGAGAAAAAAGACAUAGGCGUAGUCGACGGUCGCGGUCCAGAUCACGUGAUAGGGACAGGAGGUCAAGGUCACGAGACAAACGCUCAAGAUCACGUGAUCGCGAAAGACGCCACCGAAGAUGAUAAAGCGUUUGUGAAGACCUGUUAUUUUGAAAACUUUAUUUCAGAGAGAGGGUGUUUUGACGUGGACUUUGUCUCACUUUUCGCAAAUCAAGAGCUUUAAAAGGCUUACUUCACGUUUGACAUAUUUUACCUUCUUUUACGUACCUACGUUGCUUGCAGUUAGCUGUCAAGUACAUCCAAAAUUGAAUGAAUUUUGUGAAUCACGUCCGCAUAGGGUAGGGUAAAGCUCUUCUGUAAAUAGUCUCGAAAACUUGGAUUCAUUGUCCUUUCCUUACACUUAAGUUACCCCCUGCUUUAACGAAAGAAUUGUUUUCAUUCUGCAUUUGUAACUUUGAAAUAGUAACAUAAGUGGCAAAGAAAAAUGUCUUUCUCUUAGCUAUCUAUUCCGAGCUAUUUUGAAGGCAACGUUUUGUACCUCCGUCUUUUUAAUCUUCAGUUUACUUGAAUAAACAAGGAGAUAAACUUUUUUUGUAGUUUUAUAUGCCCUUAGUUUUUCUAUUUUUUGUCCCGACGAUUCAGUACGUAAUCCGCGAUGGAAAACAGAAAUUGUGCUCCCCAAACGAUCAGAUCUUCGCACAGGUGGCACAAUGUACCCACUUUGGUACAUUAUAGGAGUCAUCCAAUCGACAUUAAUUUGAUGUUACACGCGACGAUUUUUACUGCAACACAGCAUUGCGACAUUUUUUCGAAUGGUUACAAUAUUGCGAUGCUGUGGUUCGCUGAAAAUCGUCGUCGCGAACCGUCUCGGCCUUUAAGGUGGGUUUUUACUUAUCUUUACAAUAUUAGCAGCGAAAUAAAUAUCUAAGUCUAGGAACGAAAAAAGUAGCUCAUUCCUAUACCGAAGGUCCCCAAAAGAGGUCUUCAAUCCUGUCGGUCCCGACGUGAAUCUUCCCUGAAUCGCGCAUUCUCGACGCUAUUCAUUCAUUGACUAACCUUGAUCCCGAGCAUACGUCGAUAAGGUGCCUUACAAAAGAAAAAAAUCGACCAUUUUUGAAGGUCCCCAGUAUAGUUCUUCAAUCCUGACUGUCCCGUCAAGAAUCUUCCCUAAAUCGCGCGAACUCGACGGUUUUCAUUGACUUGUCCCGAUCCCAAGUAGCCUCCCACGCAGUCCUUUAGUUCGUCACGCAAUCCUCCAAACGAACGUGAGGCAGGAACGCGUGACGAACCGUUAAGGACGUCCGCGUGGGAGGCUACUUGAUCCCAAGCCGACGUCUUUAAGGUGCCUGAGAGAGCAGGGUAUAGAUCGACCAUUUUACGGUUGCGCACCAGACUGCAAUCGUGGGUUAGAAUUAUGUCGCACUGCACCAUGGGAUUGGUUCGGGCACGCUAUGGCUUCUUUUAUUCCCCAAAACAGUCCCAUACUGCAUUUCGACACAACAUCGACCCAGUCUCACUCUUAACACCAAGAUGGUCACUUCUCUGUCAUCUUUGGAGAGUGAUGUUAACCUGUUCUAAGCGCUCAGUUUAUCGGGACGAGCGAAAAGAAAAGCGAGCGCGUUAAAAGAUAUGGUGAUAGGACCACAGGCUAGGGUCGAGUAACCUCACUAAAGGAGUGUUUACAUGAUAAAUGGAUGAGUGGUUCACUCCACUUCCCUCUCGUGACUCUGUAUACCACAUAAUUUCCUCAUAUAUGCCGCUUCCAUCCCCGUUGCAGCAACAGGGCGAGAAUUUCAUUCCGGUGCAAAUCAUGUAAACAAGCAACGACCACUGGUUUGGGAAUGUUGGUCAUGUGACAGGAACAUGUUAACCUGAUACGAAAUCCAAAGGCCCCCGAUAUAAAGCUUGCGCUGGUACAAGUUUCUUAUGUAAACACCACCUAACAGAACUAACAGAUCUAAUUGUUGAUCAGGUAAAACCCUAUACUGUAGGCUUUUUUGUGAUAAAAACAACUAUAAAAUAUUCGUGCUCCCGCCAGAGGCUGCGAUUCCUUUAAGCUCGAUUUCCACCGCUCUCCCGAGUUCGAUUAUAAUUCCUCCACGAGAGAGACUAUCGCGGGUAAUCUGAGGCGGGUUCAUUUUCCCGGACAGCGGCCGGUAAUCGAGCCUCCGAUUCGUUUGGGACAGCGGUGCGAUACAAAUAGGAAGGUGGGAAGACAUAUGAGUAGAAAAAUAAGGUGCGUGUAACCUAAGACGCAUCCUAAAUAAGCCGCCAACUCCCCGUAAUGUAAUAUGGGAUAUGCAUGCUUGAUACCGGAUAUGCGGGGUUUACUCGAGUGCCACAACGAGUUUUUUUUCUUUUUUGGCGAGAUACAUAUUUCUAGUAUAUGGGAUACAAAAUGUAUUCGGCUCUAAAAUAGAACACGUCCUAGUUAAGACAUUUCUCUAAAACAUGUCACACAUUAAGUUCGUGUCUUUGACGCGUCUUACUUUUCCCUAUUGGUACAGUAUGUUUUAUCAUACAUGAAGAACCUGCCUAAAAAUAUAAUGGCACUUCACCUUGUAUUUUGCUUGUUAGAAACACCUGCCAUCUGAAUCAGCUUUGUGAAUGACACUUAAAAGAAAUAGACAAAAGAAUCUAACCAAUAAAGACCUUUUGUCGUAUCAUUCGCAUAAUCGCAAAUAUUCUUUCCUUUAAUAAUUUAUUCGCUCAACUUCCCCUAGCUUAACUUAUACAUGACUAUCAUUAAAAUACAUUUGCCCGCUUCAUUUUUGCCCACAUUAGUUUGACAAAGAACAUGAUAGUGACUUUCAUUUUAGGCUAGGGCAGAACGCUUCUGCCUCAUAAUGGAUUUGAAUAAAUGAUCAUAAACUGGGCUAAAUGCAAAUGUAUAAUCUUCGUUUGGUUCUUCAUAACAUUACAUAUUAAAUUACGAACUAAACUGUCAAAAGACAUCAUAUGACUGAGGCGACAAAACACCGUAUUCGAUUGCUAAAAAGCAAAAACCAUAAUUAUUAUGCGAAGAGACAGUAAUGUUUUAAAGAGGACUGAGGUGUCAGCUUAAAGGUGACGAAAUUGUUUCUAAAGCCGAUUUCGAGGAUUUACAGUAAUAUUCGUGUUUAAUUUGUAAACGGAAAGAAUUCCCAUGACAAGUUUAUGAUUUAUUUAAAUUCGACUAACUGGCCUUCAAAUUUGCGCUGAAUAUUUAACGAGAGACAACUAAACGGUUGCUAUCCUUCUUGUUGCUAAGCUGAAAAGUCAAACUGAGUUUAAAGCCAAAAUCAUUCAGUUUACGAUUUGAACCUGGGCGCCGAGAAUUGGAAGAAAACAUUCUGUUGAAGCAGCCGUGAUUUUUAAAGCUGUCUCAUGAAAUCGUUUGUUUGAAUAAGCGUGAACAAAAUGUCUUCAUCGAUAAUUGCGGGAGUAAACGUUGAAAACAUAUCAAGACAUCUGAAUUGCAGUCUUUGUAAAAGGCUGAUUCGAGGUCCGAAACUACUUCCCUGUUUACAUUCAUUUUGCCAGGUUUGUCUUCAAGAUCUCGCCGAGAAACUCGCUCCAAAUGAAUCGCUGGUUUGUCCACUGUGCAAGACAGACGCGAGAAUUUCAAGAGAUGAUAUAGAAGCUUUGCCAGUUAAUUCAUUCUUGGAUAACAUGUUGGAUAUUGCAUUGAUAAAUUCGAGCGACAGAGAACCCGUGCCGUGCACGAACUGCGACUCCGCGGCAAAUUCUAGAUGCGCUGACUGCGGGGAAUUUCUUUGCGAAAAAUGCUACAGCAUUCACAGAAGGAGUCGGCAGACGAAAGAACACAAAGUUCUCACAAUUGGCGAACUUCUUGAGAGCAAAACCGGCGAAGAUCUUCACAGGCCGGCAUUUUGCAACAUCCAUCGUAGUGAGCAAUUGAGAUACUACUGCGAGACAUGCAACGAAGCAGUAUGCAGAGACUGCGUUCUAAUUGAACAUCGCCAGCACAAAUACGAUUAUGUGAAAGACUCAAAAAAGGUACAGAAACAGAGAACGGUUGUGGAGAACCUGUUCGCGCAAUGUGCAGAAAAUAUCCCAUUGCUGGAAAAGUCGAUUAAACAGAUUCAAGGCAUUUCAGAAACCCUUCAUGGGACGCUGGCCACGGUGAAAGCAGAAAUUCGACAAACUGCUUUACAGCAGAUAAAAGUUGUAAAGGACACAGAACGAAAACUUUUGACGGAAGUGGAGAAGAUUCAUAACGCGAAAUCGACAAUUUUGCGGCGGCAAAAGAACAAAUUGGAAGAAGAUUUCGCGAGGUUUAGCGCCGGUUGCGAUUUUUCUGAGCAAGUAUUAAAAUACGCUAACGAGGUAGAGCUACUCUCGCUGAAGGUACACAUCACUAAAAGACUAACAGACUUAAAAAACACUGAACUUGACUGCGAACCACACGAAAACGCUGAACUCAAAUACGAAGUGAACAACAAGGAAGCUGAGGCCAUGCUGGCGCAUUCUUUAGGAAGUAUAAAGACAAAUGUCAGUCAACAUCUACUGUUAGAAGAUAUUGAGGUUCCUUCAAUGAAUGAAAGCGCGAGCGAGACAGAACAUGUUCUGAAAGAAGCUCCAAAACUUUCAGUGGAAUUGCGAGACUCAAGCGGAGUUCUCCUUCCACCUGAUAUACUUCAUCAAGGUAAAUAUAUUUCUUUUUUUAUCUGCGUCGAUAUAAACUGAUAAAAGAUUUAUUCCUCCUCAAUUAGUGUAUUAUUUUGAUGCUAGUACGAUAUACUGACGAGCAGUUCCGUUUCAAUUGCAAGUUUUGUUUUGCAGUUCUAUACCAUAAAUUUGCGCAUUUUCUCUGUCUCAUUUAAAACAAUCUUUUUUCUGAGCCAUUUAAUGUUUUAAAACAUUUUCAUAUUUGAGUUUUUCCGUCAUUUUUAAUAUCACCUUGUUCAAAUACUCUAAUGAAGGAAUUCUUCCCUUUAAUUACAUGUUUUCCAGUCAUCUCCGUUACCUUGUUUCUGUAAGUUCAAAGGUUAAACAAAUGAGUAUAUUCGUCUUACUUAUUUAAGUUGGCCUAUAAAUCAUUGAAUAGUUUGCUUAUUAAACAUGUAUAGCUUGUGUAAAUCCCGUGGAGGGACUCCCAUAUAAAAGCGAGGAUGCUCGUCGUCUCGCUUAGGGGUCAGAAAUUGCAGAUUUUGGUCUCACUUGGAUAAGCGCGUUUGAGCCACACCCACUUUGGUCUCCCUUAGGGGUUUAAUUUUAAUUUUCCGACAAGCAUCCCCGUCAAUUUUAUAUAUGGGAGUCCCCCGCCGGGAUAUGUAAACUUUGUUUCAGCAUUAGACACUUGCUGGAAUUAGGCUAACAACUCGUAGAACUUAAUCAUUUUCUGGAAUAAUUUGACUAUUUAAAGGCUAUUCAAUCAGAAAAUCUAGUUUAAGUGAAUUUCUUUCAGCUCAAUUUUUUCCUCUUUUCUCCAAGCCGACGGACAAUCAUUCUCAGCUUAUCACCCUUUCUUUUCAUACAUGAAGAACCUGCCUAAAAAUAUAAUGGCACUUCACCUUGUAUUUUGCUUGUUAGAAACACCUGCCAUCUGAAUCAGCUUUGUGAAUGACACUUAAAAGAAAUAGACAAAAGAAUCUAACCAAUAAAGACCUUUUGUCGUAUCAUUCGCAUAAUCGCAAAUAUUCUUUCCUUUAAUAAUUUAUUCGCUCAACUUCCCCUAGCUUAACUUAUACAUGACUAUCAUUAAAAUACAUUUGCCCGCUUCAUUUUUGCCCACAUUAGUUUGACAAAGAACAUGAUAGUGACUUUCAUUUUAGGCUAAGGCAGAACGCUUCUGCCUCAUAAUGGAUUUGAAUAAAUGAUCAUAAACUGGGCUAAAUGCAAAUGCAUAAUCUUCGUUUGGUUCUUCAUAACAUUACAUAUUAAAUUACGAACUAAACUGUCAAAAGACAUCAUAUGACUGAGGCGACAAAACACCGUAUUCGAUUGCUAAAAAGCAAAAACCAUAAUUAUUAUGCGAAGAGACAGUAAUGUUUUAAAGAGGACUGAGGUGUCAGCUUAAAGGUGACGAAAUUGUUUCUAAAGCCGAUUUCGAGGAUUUACAGUAAUAUUCGUGUUUAAUUUGUAAACGGAAAGAAUUCCCAUGACAAGUUUAUGAUUUAUUUAAAUUCGACUAACUGGCCUUCAAAUUUGCGCUGAAUAUUUAACGAGAGACAACUAAACGGUUGCUAUCCUUCUUGUUGCUAAGCUGAAAAGUCAAACUGAGUUUAAAGCCAAAAUCAUUCAGUUUACGAUUUGAACCUGGGCGCCGAGAAUUGGAAGAAAACAUUCUGUUGAAGCAGCCGUGAUUUUUAAAGCUGUCUCAUGAAAUCGUUUGUUUGAAUAAGCGUGAACAAAAUGUCUUCAUCGAUAAUUGCGGGAGUAAACGUUGAAAACAUAUCAAGACAUCUGAAUUGCAGUCUCUGUAAAAGGCUGAUUCGAGGUCCGAAACUACUUCCCUGUUUACAUUCAUUUUGCCAGGUUUGUCUUCAAGAUCUCGCCGAGAAACUCGCUCCAAAUGAAUCGCUGGUUUGUCCACUGUGCAAGACAGACGCGAGAAUUUCAAGAGAUGAUAUAGAAGCUUUGCCAGUUAAUUCAUUCUUGGAUAACAUGUUGGAUAUUGCAUUGAUAAAUUCGAGCGACAGAGAACCCGUGCCGUGCACGAACUGCGACUCCGCGGCAAAUUCUAGAUGCGCUGACUGCGGGGAAUUUCUUUGCGAAAAAUGCUACAGCAUUCACAGAAGGAGUCGGCAGACGAAAGAACACAAAGUUCUCACAAUUGGCGAACUUCUUGAGAGCAAAACCGGCGAAGAUCUUCACAGGCCGGCAUUUUGCAACAUCCAUCGUAGUGAGCAAUUGAGAUACUACUGCGAGACAUGCAACGAAGCAGUAUGCAGAGACUGCGUUCUAAUUGAACAUCGCCAGCACAAAUACGAUUAUGUGAAAGACUCAAAAAAGGUACAGAAACAGAGAACGGUUGUGGAGAACCUGUUCGCGCAAUGUGCGGAAAAUAUCCCAUUGCUGGAAAAGUCGAUUAAACAGAUUCAAGGCAUUUCAGAAACCCUUCAUGGGACGCUGGCCACGGUGAAAGCAGAAAUUCGACAAACUGCUUUACAGCAGAUAAAAGUUGUAAAGGACACAGAACGAAAACUUUUGACGGAAGUGGAGAAGAUUCAUAACGCGAAAUCGACAAUUUUGCGGCGGCAAAAGAACAAAUUGGAAGAAGAUUUCGCGAGGUUUAGCGCCGGUUGCGAUUUUUCUGAGCAAGUAUUAAAAUACGCUAACGAGGUAGAGCUACUCUCGCUGAAGGUACACAUCACUAAAAGACUAACAGACUUAAAAAACACUGAACUUGACUGCGAACCACACGAAAACGCUGAACUCAAAUACGAAGUGAACAACAAGGAAGCUGAGGCCAUGCUGGCGCAUUCUNUGUAAAAGGCUGAUUCGAGGUCCGAAACUACUUCCCUGUUUACAUUCAUUUUGCCAGGUUUGUCUUCAAGAUCUCGCCGAGAAACUCGCUCCAAAUGAAUCGCUGGUUUGUCCACUGUGCAAGACAGACGCGAGAAUUUCAAGAGAUGAUAUAGAAGCUUUGCCAGUUAAUUCAUUCUUGGAUAACAUGUUGGAUAUUGCAUUGAUAAAUUCGAGCGACAGAGAACCCGUGCCGUGCACGAACUGCGACUCCGCGGCAAAUUCUAGAUGCGCUGACUGCGGGGAAUUUCUUUGCGAAAAAUGCUACAGCAUUCACAGAAGGAGUCGGCAGACGAAAGAACACAAAGUUCUCACAAUUGGCGAACUUCUUGAGAGCAAAACCGGCGAAGAUCUUCACAGGCCGGCAUUUUGCAACAUCCAUCGUAGUGAGCAAUUGAGAUACUACUGCGAGACAUGCAACGAAGCAGUAUGCAGAGACUGCGUUCUAAUUGAACAUCGCCAGCACAAAUACGAUUAUGUGAAAGACUCAAAAAAGGUACAGAAACAGAGAACGGUUGUGGAGAACCUGUUCGCGCAAUGUGCGGAAAAUAUCCCAUUGCUGGAAAAGUCGAUUAAACAGAUUCAAGGCAUUUCAGAAACCCUUCAUGGGACGCUGGCCACGGUGAAAGCAGAAAUUCGACAAACUGCUUUACAGCAGAUAAAAGUUGUAAAGGACACAGAACGAAAACUUUUGACGGAAGUGGAGAAGAUUCAUAACGCGAAAUCGACAAUUUUGCGGCGGCAAAAGAACAAAUUGGAAGAAGAUUUCGCGAGGUUUAGCGCCGGUUGCGAUUUUUCUGAGCAAGUAUUAAAAUACGCUAACGAGGUAGAGCUACUCUCGCUGAAGGUACACAUCACUAAAAGACUAACAGACUUAAAAAACACUGAACUUGACUGCGAACCACACGAAAACGCUGAACUCAAAUACGAAGUGAACAACAAGGAAGCUGAGGCCUUGCUGGCGCAUUCUUUAGGAAGUAUAAAGACAAAUGUCAGUCAACAUCUACUGUUAGAAGAUAUUGAGGUUCCUUCAAUGAAUGAAAGCGCGAGCGAAACAGAACAUGUUUUGAAAGAAGCUCCAAAACUUUCAGUGGAAUUGCGAGACUCAAGCGGAGUUCUCCUUCCACCUGAUAUAUUUCAUCAAGGUAAAUAUUUCUCUUUUCUUAUCUGCGUCGAUAUAAUCUGAUAAAAAAAUUUAUUCUUCCUCAAUUAGUGUAUUCUUUUGAUGAUAGUACUAUAUACUGACGUGCAAUGCCGUUUCGUUUAAAGUUUUGUUUUGCAGUUCUCUACAAUAAAUUUGCGAAUUUUCUCUGUCUCAUUUAGAACAAUCUUUUUCCUAAGCCAUUUAAUGUUUUAAAACAUUUUCAUGUUUGAGUUUUUCCGUCAUUCUUAAUAUCCCCUUGUUCAAAUACUCUAAUGAAGGAAUUCUUCCCUUUAAUUACAUGUUUUCCGGUGAUCUCCGUUACCUUGUUUCUGUAAGUUGAGAAGUUAAACAAAUGAGUAUAUUCGUCUUAUUUAUUUUAAGUUGACCUAUAAAUCAUUGAAUAGUUUGCUUAUUAAACAUGUAUAGCUUGUGUACAUCCCUGGGAGGGACUCCCAUGUAAAAGUGACGAGGGUGCUCGUCGUCUCGAUUAGGGGUCAUAAAUUGCAGAUUUUGGUCUCACUUAGAUAAGCGCGUUUGAGCCAGACCCACAUUGGUCUCUUUCAGGGGUUUAAUUUUAAUUUUCCGACAAGCAUCCCCGUCAAUUUUAUAUAUGGGAGUCCCCCGCCGGGAUAUGUAAACUUUGUUUCAGAAUUAGACACUUGCUGGAAUUAGGCUAACAACUCGUAGAACUUAAUCAUUUUCUGGAAUAAUUUGACUAUUUAAAGGCUAUUCAAUCAGAAAAUCUGGUUUAAGUGAAUUUCUUUCAGCUUAAUUUUUCUCUCUUUUCUCCAAGCCGACGGACAAUCAUUCUCAGCUUAUCACCCUUUCUUCAAUGGUGUCUUCUCAUUUGCCGUCUUUUCGCGUGGACAAAUUGUAGAAGGAUUUCCUCUGGAGAUAAACAUCGGAGAUGUCGCACCACGUGUACGAAGCGCAAAGAGAGCGAUCGCGGGAAGUGGAUCCAAGUUUGGAAGGCUAAGCGAUCCACAGGGGGUAGCAGUGGAUCAAGAUGGCAACGUGAUUGUUAGUGACUCGCGCAACCACCGGCUCCAGGUAUGUGCGUUUUGGUCAGUCAGCACGCCACUUCAGUGUUAGCCAGUGGCAUUAGAUACCUUUGGAUUCUAAGACGAGUACGACUACGAGUACUAGAUUUCCUCAGUACUAAGUAGUGGUGAACCAACGUCAUUUUGGCGGCAAAACAAGGUAGCCGUGGUCAUUCUACUACGAGUUUUAGCGAGAUGUAGAAGUGGCAGAAACAAGAUAUCAAUUGUUAGAAGUUUAAUCAUUUUGCGAUCGGGUGAGCGCGUAACUUCCUUCACUAAAGAUAACAGUGCUAACAUUUCUAGUGAAAAAUGGGAAAAUGAAGCUUUCCGAGAAGUUUAUAUUUUGAGAAUACGCGAAAAAACGUCAAGUCAAAUCUCGCACUUGUCCUUAGACUUGCUACAAGUCGACCUCUUGGCGAGCGAAGCGAGCCUUGUUUGGCCGCGAAGCGGCCGACCGCGAGCGACGAAGUCGCGAGAGGUCCGCGCCAUAUGAAAUCCUACGAAGGACUUUUGGAAAGUCUAACUUGUCCUGGUCCCCAAAUCUAAAGGUCUCUUAUCACAGAUGGGGGGAGACGUAUAUGACGGGUAAUGCGUAGUAGUAACUGGACACUUUUCUGACCAAGAAUAAAGUGUUAAACAGUUUUCAGCCAAGAAAUGUUCCGAAAACAUCCAGAAGAGGGCUGGGAAUGGGUUUGCAUAUGCGGCCCUACAGAUGUCUCUUCUUCAUGUAAUAAAUAGUUGACGGAGUGGCGAAAAUUCUGAGGCCUAAGAACUAGGCCACCGUAGACACUGUAGGAAUGUGUUCGCUGCCGCCGCGCGAUAGAACGGUUAGCGACUUGAAGUCAUAACAUUUCUGUUUGUGUGACAGGUGUUCGACAUGGAGGGUAAUUUCCGUUUCCGGUUUGGAUCACCAGGAAGUGGAGAUGGUCAUUUCCAGUCUCCCAGUGGAGUGGCCGUCACCCCCGAAGGCAAUAUUGUCGUAGCAGACACAAUGAAUAACAGAAUCCAGGUAAGUUUUGCUAAAACAAAAUCUCUGUAAAAUUCCAUUUCUCUGCUGUGCUAUGAUUAAGGCAUUUGGGUCGCUUGUUUGAUCGCCUGCCCUUACGGGUGUUUAAUAUUUAUUCACUUAGUAGCCGCUUANUUUGGUCAGUCAGCACGCCACUUCAGUGUUAGCCAGUGGCAUUAGAUACCUUUGGAUUCUAAGACGAGUACGACUACGAGUACUAGAUUUCCUCAGUACUAAGUAGUGGUGAACCAACGUCAUUUUGGCGGCAAAACAAGGUAGCCGUGGUCAUUCUACUACGAGUUUUAGCGAGAUGUAGAAGUGGCAGAAACAAGAUAUCAAUUGUUAGAAGUUUAAUCAUUUUGCGAUCGGGUGAGCGCGUAACUUCCUUCACUAAAGAUAACAGUGCUAACAUUUCUAGUGAAAAAUGGGAAAAUGAAGCUUUCCGAGAAGUUUAUAUUUUGAGAAUACGCGAAAAAACGUCAAGUCAAAUCUCGCACUUGUCCUUAGACUUGCUACAAGUCGACCUCUUGGCGAGCGAAGCGAGCCUUGUUUGGCCGCGAAGCGGCCGACCGCGAGCGACGAAGUCGCGAGAGGUCCGCGCCAUAUGAAAUCCUACGAAGGACUUUUGGAAAGUCUAACUUGUCCUGGUCCCCAAAUCUAAAGGUCUCUUAUCACAGAUGGGGGGAGACGUAUAUGACGGGUAAUGCGUAGUAGUAACUGGACACUUUUCUGACCAAGAAUAAAGUGUUAAACAGUUUUCAGCCAAGAAAUGUUCCGAAAACAUCCAGAAGAGGGCUGGGAAUGGGUUUGCAUAUGCGGCCCUACAGAUGUCUCUUCUUCAUGUAAUAAAUAGUUGACGGAGUGGCGAAAAUUCUGAGGCCUAAGAACUAGGCCACCGUAGACACUGUAGGAAUGUGUUCGCUGCCGCCGCGCGAUAGAACGGUUAGCGACUUGAAGUCAUAACAUUUCUGUUUGUGUGACAGGUGUUCGACAUGGAGGGUAAUUUCCGUUUCCGGUUUGGAUCACCAGGAAGUGGAGAUGGUCAUUUCCAGUCUCCCAGUGGAGUGGCCGUCACCCCCGAAGGCAAUAUUGUCGUAGCAGACACAAUGAAUAACAGAAUCCAGGUAAGUUUUGCUAAAACAAAAUCUCUGUAAAAUUCCAUUUCUCUGCUGUGCUAUGAUUAAGGCAUUUGGGUCGCUUGUUUGAUCGCCUGCCCUUACGGGUGUUUAAUAUUUAUUCACUUAGUAGCCGCUUAAACAGUUCCACAAGUCAUAUUUUAGAGGGGCAAGUAGCUCUAUCUGGGAAAGAAAAUGACCGAUAAUUCAUCCCUAUGAUCACUGGUUAACUCUUUCGGUAGGACACGUCAGCCUUGCCAUCCCUUAGACAGACAAAAAUGGGCAUUAGUCUUUCAAGCAAUUGAUUACUCGAAGCGGAAUGGGAAGCCAUCCUGUGCACAGCUUUUUCUUGUUAUUAGAUUAUUUUCAUUUUUCUUCCCCUUUCCACUUUUACUACCUUAUUUCACGGACAUGAAAUUUGAAACAAGUCACAAGCAACGUGAUAAAUACGUCUAAAACACCGUCAUAUUCGUUCGUCUCAACAUAACUUUUAUACGUGAAUUCGACCUUUUUUUGCAGAUUUUUUCUAAAGAAGGAACGUUCAUCAAGAAAUUCGGUAAGGGAUUUAUGCAAAGUGAACGCUUGUACCAACCAUAUGGCGUGGCCGUGGACAGCGAGGGGCGUCUUUUUGUUGUGGAUCGAGGAAACGCGCGCGUGAUCGUUUUCAACCAGGAGGGCGAGAUAAUAUUAACAUUUGGUUCCCUUGGUGGGGGUAAGGCUCAAUUCAACUGCCCAACAGCUGUGGCGAUCAACGGCAAAGGUCAUGUAAUUAUCACUGACUUCGGCAACGAUCGGGUUCAGGUCUUUAGCGCCAAUGGUCAAUUUCUUUUCAAGUUCGGCAAGAGCGGAAGGGGCGACGGAGAGCUCAAUUGGCCGACCGGAGUAGCCACGGACUCUGACGAUCACAUCAUCGUAAGUGACUCGUACAAUCAUCGGAUUCAGAUAUUUAAUGAUGACGGUUCGUUUGUCACUCGGUUUGGAACUGAGGGCAAUAAAAGAGGACAGUUUAAAAGACCGGAGGGUGUGGCUGUGACGACACAAGGAAACAUAAUAAUUGCUGACUGGGGAAAUGAUAGAAUACAAGUAUUUUAA